Molecule: messenger RNA, 3917 nt
Organism: Cryptomeria japonica (Japanese cedar)
Lineage: Eukaryota; Viridiplantae; Streptophyta; Pinopsida; Cupressales; Cupressaceae
Product: probable disease resistance protein At5g66900
Exons: 8
Coding region: 761-3904 (1047 amino acids)
Biological process (GO): defense response to fungus
Molecular function (GO): protein binding; ADP binding
Source: RefSeq, a predicted model, not a curated record
UCUUACAUGGCUUGUAUAAAAGUAUAGGAUUAGUAUGAACGCAGAAGAAACCAACAUGAUUACAGGUCACGGCAAAUAGUUAGAAGAGAUGGGGUCACUUCAGGUGGACCAAGGGUUUGUCUGUAUUUUAAUUAAAAGUGUCCAUAUUUAUAUGUGGUGUAUGUGAAGUUACAUAUCAUCUAGUGAAGACUACACCGCCUCUUGACAAGGAGCUUGGUUUUAUCAUUUGGCUCAAGAUGCAUACCCUCAAGUAGAAGGUACAUAGUCUUUUGGUGAAGCCUUCUCUUAGACCAUACUUCUAUAGUUCUAUCUCAACGUGUUCAUAGCUUACAAAGAAUACAAUCUGAUUUCUUUCCAGCAUCUGUGGACAACGAUUCUCUGUUUGUCUCCUUGCAACACCCCCUUCAGUUUUAUCCUCCAAUUUUAACAUGUCUUCUGUUGCCUCAACUGCUCCAACCUCUCCUACUACCUCUGAACUUAUUGAUAGAUUUCUUAAAACUAGCGAGGAUGCACCAGAUUUCAAUCUAGAACAACUAGUCCACAUGAUUGACAGUGUUACUUCUCAAUACGACACUAAGGGGAAAUGAAAUCCAUCUUUUGGGAAAUUAAAUUAUGGUGCAGCUGGCCUCCCCUCUGCAGCACAUACAUCCAAAUUCUCCGAAGACGUGUCAAAGCAUGUCAACAUCAUUUCUCGCCAGAUAUCAAAGUCUCUUGGAGAUAAACAUGGGACAACUAUAGCAGUGUUGAUACCUUUGGAAAUAUGCAUUGGGUUGGAGUGGGCUUCUUGGUGGUCGCUGCUGUUUUACAAAGGCUGGAUACAAUUGAAUCUAACAGAAUGGAGCGCUUGAAGCUUCUCAAGUCUAUGAAUAAUUUAUGCAAAGUAAUUAUGCAACUCAAGCGUCUUCCUCAUCUAAAAAAUGAGAUGCAGACAAGGAUAAAAGAAUCUAUACAGUUGAUAGUUGAAGGAGCAAUAUUGUGUUGUUUUCAAAAGAAAAGAAAAACACUUGGAAGGUUGUCCAUGGCUUCAAAAGACAAACAAGACCUUGAAGAACUUAGCUUUCAAGUGGAUGAGAUGCGCAAGACAUUAAAUGAACAGAUUAAUGUUUGUAUUUUAGAUGAUAUUCAUAGCACUAUGGGAAGCAGCGCCUCACAGGCUCCUUUCUUGAAUGAUGCAGUUGGGAUAGAGCAACAGAUAACUAAAGUCGUUGAACUACUUGAUUUGGAAAAUGACAAGCCAGUUGUAGCAGUUGUUAUACAUGGAAUAGGAGGUGCUGGGAAGACGACUCUAGCUGAUGCAGUUUAUGUAUCUCUGCAAGAGAAAUUCCAUGGUUGGAAACAUUCCAAAGCUACUCUCAUCCAAAACCUAGACUUAGAUCCCAAAAUAGAGGAGCUGCAAUCCCAGAUUGUACAGGAUUUGACUGGUGUGAAGCAAAAGGUAAGAGACUAUAAAAGUGGACAGCAAUGCUUAAAAGAAAUAAUGGAAAAAGAAACUGUCUUCUUAUACAUUGACAAUGUCUUGAGGAGAGACCAUCUGGAGAAGCUUCUACCUAAGGAGAUAACAGGUCCCAAAAAAAUACGGAUGCUUCUAACAGCUAGAAAAACAAAUAUAUUGGGAGUGGUUGAGGACUGCAGGAUUAAACCCUGUAAAAUUUAUCCUAUGGGACCUCUUUCUCUUGAAGCAGCCCUGCAAGUGUUAUGCAAAAAGAUAGACAGAGAACAGGACAUCAAUUCAAUAUUGGAUGAAAGCCCUCAGGCCAAGGAGAUAGCAAAGAAAUGCAGUUGCUGUCCUCUGUUUUUGGAAGUAGUAGGAGCAUAUCUCCAUAAACGAAAGAACAAAGAUGAAGCUUAUGAAAGAGUACUCAAUUGGCUCCAAUGUGGAGAAGCUUUUAGUGGCUACAAGGAAGAGAGUUUCGAUGAAUCAAGGAUUCUCUUUGUAUAUGAGGAGCUUCAACCAAGUUCUCAAGCGGCCUUCCUUGACAUAUGCUCAUUCUUCUAUAAUUGGGAGUGGGAAGAAGUUGCGUGCAUUGUAGGAGAGGAAGAACUAGAAAGCCUAGAAGAGGGGGCUCUGCUCAAAAGAAUAGAGCUUGAAGAAGGUUAUGAUGUCAAAAGAAAAGUAAACAGGAUAAGUAUUCAUGAUCUUCUUCUAGCGGCUGGUCGUAAUAAAUCAAAAGGCAACCGUUUCAAUGAUUUAGGUGAUUUUUCUGCAGUCCUGAACAAUGAACAGGCUCUCCGCCAAAUAAAAGGAGUUUGGUUGGGAUGGAAUAAGAAGCCUUUUCAUCUAUUAGCAGAAAAGCUAGAUGCGAUGUGUGGGUCUUUACGAGUAUUUGCAAUGGGAGACUCAAUAAUUGUGAAAGGAAAAUGCAGUCAACAAUUUAAUGAGUUAAGGUUUCUUCAAGUGGGAAAAGUGCCCAAUCUUCCAUUUGAUAUAUCAAGGUUAAAGCGUUUGACAUUCAUGGAUUACAACUCUGCGGGCAACACGGUGUUAGAUCUGUCCAAGAUACAAUCAAAACUCAAAGUGCUUAAGCUCUCAGAACAAGGCAAGAGCCUUCAAAAUCUUGAAAUCAAUCCAUACACAGUAGCAGUAUUGAAGGACCUACGAAUAUGUGCCUGGCGCUUUUGUAAAUUGCAAAAACUGCCAAAAGCAUUUCAGCAGCUUAACAAAUUACAGCAGUUAGAUUUGUCAAAAUGCGAAUUCACAGAAAUUCCUGAGAGUUUUGGUCAAUUAUUUGCUUUGGAAAAGCUAAACCUGUCCUUUUCUCAAAAUCUGAAAGAAUUACCAGAUUCAUUGGAGAAGCUCCAAGCUUUGCAGGAGUUGGUUUUGAGUUAUUGUAGGAAUCUGAAGAAGUUGCCAGAAGGGUUUGGCAAAUUGAAGGCUCUCACUAAGCUUGAUUUAACAUACUGUGAGAAUUUGCAGGAGCUUCCAGGCAGUUUUGAUAAGCUUUACUCAUUAAGGUCGCUGUGGUUAGAACAUUGCAGCAGUUUAUUUGGGCUCCACGAAAGAAUUGGGAAUUUAACAUCCUUAACUUCUUUACGGUUAGGUGAAUGUGCAAAGCUGAGAAGUAUUCCGGAAAGCAUUGGACAGUUGACAUCAUUGACAGGGUCCAUAUCAUUUAGUGGGUGUUCAAGUUUGACAGAAGUACCAGGAGAAAUUUGCAAACUUACAAUGAUUAAAAAAAUUUCACUGGGGAGGUGCUCCAGUUUAAAGAUGCUUCCCAGUCGGCUCAUAGAAAUCAGUUCCCUUCAAGAUUUAGACUUACAUGGAUGUGAAAACUUACAAGAAAUGUGUAAUAACUUCCAUUGCUUGGUAGCAUUAAGAAAAUUAAACAUGGUCAAUUGCUGGAGUUUAUCAAAGCUACCAGAAGGUUUUGGUAAACUUAGAUGUUUGCAGGAGUUAUGUUUAUCAGGAUGUCGCAAGUUAGAGGAAUUGUGCAGUGACUUCCAUUGCCUUAGAGCAUUAAUAAAAUUAGACUUGUCUGAAUGCAGUAGUUUGAUGAUACUUCCUGAACAAUUUGGUGAUCUUGCUUGCUUGGAAGAGUUAGAUCUGUCAAGAUGCUUUCAGUUGCAAUCUCUCUCUGCAAAUUUCCAUUCCUUACCAUCCUUAAUAAGACUGGGACUCAUAAAUUGUGAGAGGUUAGAAGGGAAAUGGAUGGAUAGUGUUGUGGCAAUUGAAAGCCUGUGGCGUGUAGACAUCAGUGGAAGUGAAAGGAUGAUCCAACGGUGGAUGGAAAUGCAAAGGGAGAAGGAUAACUGCCAUCUGGUAGUGGUAACAGGAAAAUUGCAGGAGAGUCAUAGUUCUUUAAAGCAACAAUAUCAAAGUUCUUUAGGGAAGAAAGAAUCCUCAUCGACUCUCAUCAACAUCCAUUUUGUUCAUCCUCUCUUCAGCCAGAGACCGCUCUCAUCUUGAUCAUUAGUUUGCG